AUGGGCUCUCGCUCAUUUUUAGUAUCAUACAUUGAAAGACUUCGAUUCGGGAAAAACCAUGACCAAAGUAGGGUCAAUCUUCAUGUUCAUACAAAUUACACUGCCAUGAAGCAAGAAGUUAUGUCUUAUAUUGAAGGCAAUUUCGCAUCUUUCAGUGCAGUCAGGCACUUCCAUCUAACCGAAUCCGAGCUCUACAUGUACAGAGUAACCCGCAGGGAGAUGCGUAGGGGUAGACUGUUUGCAUUUGGAAUGCAAUGGGAAUAUAUCCGCCCUUUUCAUUCAUUUAUUAUGGACGCAAGUGACACCAAUUACCUCCUAUGUUAUACGGGCAGAUCGUCCAACCAAAUAUAUAACCAGAAUUCAAAAGUCAAGAAACUGCCAGAUAUCAAGCGACAUGUCACAAUUUGUAGCUACUGCAUUGCUUACUUUGGUUACCAAGGAUACCCUAAAAACAUUUACAACAUGAUUCAAGAAGCCAAUACGCAUAGCAACAACGACAACGACAACAACAACAGAAAUAUUCGCGGAUCAAAAUUUCGAACAGAAUAUUGUGAAGAGUCUGAAGGAGAAGAGGUACUAGAGACCUCAUCCUCUCAAGAAGACUUUGAAAAAGCGGCCUAUAAUCCUCACAGCUACCUUAGCUUAAUGAUAUUUUUUAACUUGCGCCCGUGGAAUUUUCUACAUGCCGAAGGUCUAAAUGAAGAUGCUUAUCAUAGCUGA
Molecule: messenger RNA, 720 nt
Organism: Mucor mucedo
Lineage: Eukaryota; Fungi; Mucoromycota; Mucoromycetes; Mucorales; Mucoraceae
Exons: 6
Coding region: 1-720 (239 amino acids)
Source: RefSeq, a predicted model, not a curated record